AUAUUCAGUGGCAGACGGACAACCCACGAGGCUAUAUAAAAUAAUGAAGAAAAAUACAUUUAGUUACUCUUUUUCUUUCUGUGAGAGUGCACGCGCAGAUCUCCGAUGCCUCUGAUCAAAUUUCAACAUAGAUCCGACGUUAUGAUUUCGAUCAGAUGCGUCGGCUGUGUCGGCUGAUGAGUCAACGUGAUUUCAACGUUGAAUAGAUGCUUUAUUUUCCACUAAAUAACGUUCUGAUUUUCCGACCAAAUAGUGAACGUUGAUCCAACAUCGAAAUUUGAUCGACGACCGAUACUGACCUUUACAACCAAAAAUCGACGUUGAAUCAACGUCUGCUUGCUAUCUGGGUGUGUACCAGAGAUGUUCAAGUCUUUAAGAAAUUAAUGUUCAGUAAAGCUACUCCCGAAACAGUCACACAUUCAGCAGUUCACCAAUAAAUACUGGAAGAUCUCCAUCAGUUUACAAGUGAAGACAAGCAUCCAAUCAUCAGGAAGAGAUGAAAUCUGUAAAGACUGAGUUUAUUAAAGAGGAAAGAGAGAAGAUGAGAGAUCCAGAACCCUGCAGAAUCAAACACACUGAAGAUACUCAAGAACUAACAGAGUUGAUUGAAGACAAUGUGGUGAAGGAAGAAUUGAGUGAAUCUGAGGGAAAAAAUCAUGUCAGAAGUGUAGAAAACCCCAAACAGGAAGAUUUAAAGAAAAAAAGAAAAAGUAAAUCUGUCACCUGCACUCAUUGUGGAAAGAGUUUUACAUACAAACAUUAUCUUGAGCGUCACAUGAGAGUUCACACUGGAGAGAAACCAUACACAUGUGAUCAGUGUGGGAGGAGUUUCUCACAAUCAACACACCUCAAAGAUCAUAUGAACAUCCACACUAGAGAGAAACUGUACUCAUGUGAACAGUGUGGCAAAACAUUCCUGUGGGCUUCAAACCGGAAGAAUCAUGUCAGAGUUCAUACAAAAGAGAAGCCACAUUCAUGUAAUUUUUGUGGAAAGAGUUUUUCAUUUCUACAAAGUUUGAAAAUACAUCAGAAAGUACAUACUGGUUUGAGAGAGCACAUGUGUUUUGAGUGUGAGAAGAUGUUUAUUUCAGCAAGCCAUUUAAAACAGCAUGAGAGGAUUCACACUGGAGAGAAACCUUACAAGUGUUCACACUGUGACAAGAGAUUCAGACUGUCAGGACAUCUGAAAAAACACGAGAGGAUUCACACUGGAGUGAAACCUUACAAGUGUUCACACUGUGAAAAGAGAUUCAGUGUGUCAUCACAUCUAAAAAGACAUGAGAGGAUUCACACUGGAGUGAAACCUUACAAGUGUUCACACUGUGACAAAAGAUUCAGUAUGACAUCACAUCUAAAAACACAUGAGAGGAUCCACACUGGAGAGAAACAGUAUCACUGCACUGAAUGUGGGAAAUGUUUCAAUCAUUCAUCUAAUCUACGCAGACAUACAAAAAACAAUCACACUAACUCUUUCAGAUCUGAUCCUGUGUCCCCACCAAAUGUGACAUAAUAAUGGAUCAAGCAAUAAAAUAGAAUUUGGAUAAA
This is a messenger RNA of Carassius auratus (goldfish), 1545 nucleotides long. RefSeq names its product gastrula zinc finger protein XlCGF17.1-like. Gene Ontology annotation, biological process: regulation of cytokine production; regulation of immune system process; negative regulation of transcription by RNA polymerase II. NCBI's taxonomy places the organism in Eukaryota, Metazoa, Chordata, Actinopteri, Cypriniformes, Cyprinidae. Gene Ontology annotation, molecular function: DNA-binding transcription repressor activity, RNA polymerase II-specific; RNA polymerase II cis-regulatory region sequence-specific DNA binding. Gene Ontology annotation, cellular component: nucleoplasm. The coding region runs from base 497 to 1510 and encodes 337 amino acids. The transcript is spliced from 3 exons. The record is from RefSeq and is a predicted model, not a curated record.